AUGUUUCUCACGCACGAUCGCGCACAAAGAACAUUAAUUCAAUUGGAUCUCACUCACGAAUCGUGUGGCUCACGCGUGACACGACAACUCACGACUCAUGCUCACACCUCUACUAUGGACAACAUAUGAAAUUAAUAACCCCUUUGACGAAGUAGCCUAAUGAGUCAUUAAGUGAUUUUUUGUAAAGGAAAAAGCAGCAAUCACCUUUCCUCUCUUAAGCUCCAGCGUUAGCAAAUUCCAAAUUUGGUUCUGGGUGAUUUGUUGUCGUUGUUGGCGCUUCCACAAUGUCUAGCGAGGAAGAUAAACCCCCAGCUCCGCCAGUGCGCCUGACCAGCAAUAGAGGAGGCGAUCGUGUUGGUGGCCCUAUAGCAGGCAGUGGAGAUGGACCCCCAGUGGACAUGAGGCCAUUGCCUAAAGAACCUGAUGAUCCUGACCGCAAGAAAAAGACUUUAAAAAAUAAAAUCAAAGGCUCUAAGCCCUCACAUCAAGAUUCUAAACCUAAUAUAUCUUAUCCGACGAAUUUCGAACAUACCGUUCAUGUGGGAUUCGAUGCUGUUACAGGAGAAUUUACGGGUAUGCCGGAAGCCUGGGCACGGUUGCUUAUGAAUUCGAAUAUAAGCAAACAAGAACAGAAGAAAAAUCCCCAAGCUGUUUUGGAUGUGCUCAAGUGGUUUGAUAAUACCACAAAACAGAGGCCAAGUUCCAAAUACAUGACAAAUGCCAUAACAACACAUUCGGGUUCAUCUUUAAGUCGAGUUAGUAGCAGCAGUCCCAGCAGUACACCAACCGAUAGCGAGCUUCAUGGUUCCAAUAGUGGUGGCAAUUUAAUUGGUGUCAAUAUUGGUAGCCUUAAUAUCGGUGGUGGUGGCAGUGGUUCAAAUUCCAGUAGUGCCGGUGGCUUAAAUAGUUCAGGUGGUCUAGUUACUUCGGGCGGUUUAGUUGGUAAUCAUCAUACUCCUCCUCAUCACCAUCAUCAUCAGCAGGCGCAACAACAACAGCAGUCACAUCAUCACCAUCAUCAUCAACAAUCGCCUCAUGCGGCAGCACUUCACCAUCAAUCGCCUCAACAGCAGCAACAACAUCAACAACAUGCUACAAUUAGUCAAUCGCAUUCAUAUAAUUUUGGUGGCAACACCGCCUCAUCAUCCUCCCAGCAUUCAUCGGCAAAUGAAGAUGAUAUACUCGGUACGCCCCAACCACCACCGCCACCUAUUGCAUCGAGGCCCGAACGUACGAAAUCCAUUUAUACACGACCCAUUGAGGAUGUUGUGCCACAACCUGCUGUCACGCCCAUUAUACCACCGCCCACGGCGGCUCCUGCGACCACACCAACAACGCCGCAACAUAAUAAUGUGGCACAACCACAAUUUAAGACACCAACGCAUGCGGUAGCAGCCAAUUCAACAUUGGAUAAGAAUAAAAAUAAUGCAACACCAACAACAGCAGCUGGAUAUUAUGAGGCUGAUCUAAUAAGCACAGCUUUAGAAACUGACCCCUCGACUGCUACUACGACUACUAAUCUUAAUCUACUAACGACAACUUGUACUACUACCACCACAACACCAACAACUACGACUGCUGCUGCAGCAUCAGCAGCAGUGGCAACAUCUCUUAAUGCUACACCUAGUACUAGUAAUCAAUUACAAUUUAUCGAUUGCAAUGCCACAACGACAACAACUAAUCAUGACUCUUCUGCUUCCUCCUUUUCAUCGUUCCCAUCGUAUCAUGAUGAUAUGACCACAUUACCACCCAUAUACUGUCCCUCCUCAUCGUCGUCGUACAUUGAUUCGGUGACAAUGCCAACACCGCCUCUGCCUACGCCAACUGCAACGAUACACCACCAAUCAACAUUGGGGGUGGAUGCUAAUGAUGGCGCUGCACCUGUGGCCUGUGCGGUAUCGACAAUAACUACCAUAACACCGGCUACACCUGAUGCCACAUACCAUCAUGGUGCCGUCAUUGCUCCUGCUUCCACGCCAACGGUCACAAUCACAGACUUGUAUGCCAACGAUGCGAAUACAAAUAAUCUGACGGCAGGAUCUGCUGCGGCGGUGGCGGCAGCUGUUCCCACACCCAUUGCCACUGCGGCAACGGUGACCCCCACCACGGGUACAACAACAACUACUACUACACAACAACGAUCCGGAGCUGCGAAAAAGAAGAAAAUGUCCGACGAAGAAAUUCUAGAAAAACUACGCACCAUUGUCUCGGUGGGCGAUCCCAAUCGUAAAUACACAAAAAUGGAGAAGAUCGGUCAAGGUGCCUCGGGCACUGUUUACACAGCCAUUGAAUCUUCCACCGGCAUGGAAGUGGCCAUUAAACAAAUGAAUCUUUCGCAACAGCCCAAAAAAGAACUGAUCAUCAAUGAAAUUCUGGUGAUGCGAGAAAACAAGCAUCCCAAUGUGGUCAAUUAUUUGGACAGCUAUUUAGUGUCGGAAGAGUUGUGGGUUGUUAUGGAAUACCUACCGGGUGGCUCGCUCACCGAUGUGGUGACCGAAACCUGUAUGGAUGAGGGUCAAAUAGCCGCCGUGUGCCGUGAAGUGUUACAGGCUUUGGAGUUCCUGCACUCCAAUCAGGUUAUACAUCGUGACAUUAAAAGUGAUAAUAUUCUAUUGGGUCUCGAUGGCUCCGUUAAGCUGACUGAUUUUGGCUUUUGUGCCCAAAUAUCACCGGAACAAUCGAAGCGGACCACCAUGGUGGGUACACCCUAUUGGAUGGCUCCCGAAGUUGUGACGAGGAAACAGUAUGGACCCAAGGUGGAUUUAUGGUCUCUUGGCAUUAUGGCCAUCGAAAUGGUCGAGGGUGAACCACCUUAUCUGAAUGAGAAUCCAUUAAAAGCCUUGUACCUCAUUGCUACGAAUGGCAAGCCGGAAAUUAAAGAAAAAGAAAAGCUAUCAACAGUAUUUCAAGACUUUCUCGAUCAAUGCCUAGAAGUGGAGGUGGAUCGACGAGCAAGUGCAAUGGAGUUGCUAAAGCAUCCAUUUUUAAAAUUGGCCCGACCUUUGGCCAGUUUGACCCCCCUCAUCAUGGCUGCCAAAGAGGCCACCAAGGGUAACUGAUUAAAGCAGCAACACUGAUUUUUGUUAAAAAUGAUUUCUUAAUUAAUAAUUGAAGGAAAAAAGUGUUGCUUUUGUUUUGUUCUCCUUUUUUUCGAAAUAUUAUUUCAGUAUAAAUAUAUUCAUUCUUAUAAUUGAUGAUUAUGAUUAUUUAAGGAAACGAAAACAACAACUAAAGUUAUAUAAGAAAAAAAAAUAACAAAUGAAGGGCAAAAUUAAAAAACAAUAGGCAACCAUAACAAGUUAUAUAAAUAUUUAUAUAUAUAUAAAAAAAUAAAUAGAUAUUAUUAAAAAGAAAUUAUUUAAAAUGAAAUGAAAAUGCUGGAAACGAAAGAAAAACGAUCUAUAUAUACAUACACCUACACAUACACACAUUAUAAAUUGAAACAGAAGGCGAAAAGAAAGUACUUUAUAUAUAAAAAAACACAAAAACAAAAGAAAGCGCGAAAAGAAAAACCACUAAAUCAUAUAUUAAUAAUAAAUAAUUAUUAUAUAUAUAUAUGAACAUUAACAUGAGAGAAACAAAAAAAAAAACGAGACAGGCAACAAAACAAACAAAAGAAAUAAGAAGUACUUUAAAUUAUAUUUAUAGUUAUAUAUAUUAUAUAUACAUACUUACAUUAUUAUUACUAUUAUUAUUAUUAAUUAAUAAUAACAACAACAAGAAGAAGAAGAACAACCACAACAACAACUCCCUAAAACAACAAAGCAAAAAGGCGUUAAACACCAUUGUAUUUAAAAGAAAAACCCUAACUCUACUUGUAAUUCAACAUUUAUUAGCUAUCUCUACUACAUUAUGUUUUUUUAUUUUUUCUUGUUUCGUUCUCUUUAUAAACCUCUUAUCCUAUUCAGCACUACCUCUUCCAGAAGACACGGAAAAAGUAACUAAAGUCUAUUUUGUUCAAUUUUUAUGUUUAAUUUAUUAAUCCACAAAGGAAAAUGUCUCAGUUUCAGUUUUAGCUUUCUUGUCCCCCUUUCCCCCCUAAACUCCUUUUUUGUGCAUUGCAUUUUUCCACAUUAAAGCAAGAAAAAACAAAACAAAAACAAAAACAUUUAAUUAAUUAUUUUAUUAUUUGCAAUUUUGUUUAGCAUAUUUGCUAAGAUUUAAAUUAACAAACACAUAAAUUUGCUUAAUAUAUAUUUAUAAAAAAAAUUUUCAUUCAAACAAAAGUUGUCAGCAUUUUAAAUGCUGUCCUCUCUACCUAUAAGAGUUUUUUUUUUUUCUUUACAAUUCGAUGACAA
Molecule: messenger RNA, 4298 nt
Organism: Stomoxys calcitrans (stable fly)
Lineage: Eukaryota; Metazoa; Arthropoda; Insecta; Diptera; Muscidae
Gene: Pak
Product: serine/threonine-protein kinase Pak
Exons: 8
Coding region: 285-3059 (924 amino acids)
Biological process (GO): intracellular signal transduction; regulation of axonogenesis; protein phosphorylation
Cellular component (GO): cytoplasm
Molecular function (GO): protein serine/threonine kinase activity; ATP binding
Source: RefSeq, a predicted model, not a curated record